AUGGCGACACCGAUCAGCAGCGCGACCCGCACGGCGAGCAGCAAGGAGGAGUACGCGUCGCUCCCGCGCGACGACGUCAAGCCCGUCCCGCCCUCGCGCCGGACGUUCAUCAAGGCUUCCGCCAAGCCGUACAACGGCGCGUACAGCGGCUACGCGGUGCGCGUCUCGCUCUCCGACUUCUCCUCCUCGGGCGUCGAGUACCUCAACCUCGCCGACACGAACUCGAACCUGAAGGGAUUCCGUGGCGGCUUCGCCACCGACGCACACGCCUACUACGUGCCGUCCUACAAUAGCGCGCCAAACUUCCACGGAUACGCGGCGCGCGUCUCGCUCUCCGACUUCUCCUCCUCGGGCGUCGAGUACCUAAACCUCGCCGACACAGACUCCAACCUGAAGGGCUUCGACGGCGGCUUCGCCACCGACGCACACGCCUACUACGUGCCGUUCAACAACGGCGCGAAGAGCGGCUACGCGGUGCGCGUCUCGCUCUCCGACUUCUCCUCCUCGGGCGUCGAGUACCUAAACCUCGCCGACACAAACUCCAACCUGAAGGGCUUCGGCGGCGGCUUCGCCACUGCCGCACACGCCUACUACGUGCCGCACCACAACGGCGCGUACAGCGGCUACGCGGCGCGCGUCUCGCUCUCCAUCUAA
Messenger RNA from Emiliania huxleyi CCMP1516, 654 nucleotides. RefSeq lists its product as hypothetical. The record is from RefSeq and is a predicted model, not a curated record. Bases 1 to 654 code for a protein of 217 amino acids. The transcript has 2 exons. NCBI's taxonomy places the organism in Eukaryota, Haptophyta, Isochrysidales, Noelaerhabdaceae.